Phlebotomus papatasi is the source of this 754-nucleotide messenger RNA. RefSeq names its product attacin-B-like. The transcript has a single exon. NCBI's taxonomy places the organism in Eukaryota, Metazoa, Arthropoda, Insecta, Diptera, Psychodidae. The record is from RefSeq and is a predicted model, not a curated record. Bases 100 to 648 code for a protein of 182 amino acids. Gene Ontology annotation, cellular component: extracellular region. Gene Ontology annotation, biological process: defense response to bacterium.
GUUGGGAUCUUUAGGAGAUCAAUCAUCAGUUAGUAUUCAGACUCUCGAGAGUUGUAAAAGUGAAAAGUUCUUUCGAAAUCCAAAGAAUCUCAAUUCAAAAUGAUCUCAGUGAAAGUUGUGUUCGUUCUUGCCUGUGCCAUUUCUGCUGCGUACUCCUUUGAAUAUCCUGAAAUUGAGGAUAUUGAGGAGUAUGCUCCUGUCGAUCUCUCUGAGGAUGUCGUGUACUUGGUGCCACUGCCAGUGGCUAGAAAUCGGGUCAGGCGGCAGACGGUAUUUGGGGGAGUGACUCCUGGACAGGGAGGAGGAGUGACGGGAACUCUUGGAACUCGUGGGACUCUGUAUGAGAACAGGGGACACCGAGUUGACGGUCAUGCAAGUGUUUCUCGCCAAUGGCAUCCGACAGGACCUACAAGCGUAGGAGGAGGACUGGAUUACACAGGACCAAGAGGAUCAGCCUCAGUCAAUGCCCAACAUAGUCAUCGGUUCGGUACCAGCCUCAGUGCCGAAGGUAGGGCCAAUCUCUACAGAAGUCCCAAUGGAAGGACAUCCCUGGACGCUACUGGAGGCUACCAGCGUCACUUCGGAGGUCCCUUCGGCACAUCCAAGCCAAACUACAACGUCGGUCUGGGACUUUCACAUCGUUUCUAAAUUUUAACAAACUGAAAGAAACUUUUUGGCCAUAAUUUUACAUGUAAAUAAAACAAAUGAACAUUUUUAGUAAAAUAAAUUUAUUCAACAAUUUUUUGUAACAAAA